CGAAGCUAGUUCGUGGUUGAAAGCUGCAACGAAGCGCAAGGCGUGCAGAGUUGCAGCAAGAAAUUAUGAAGCGCAUAAGGAGCGCCCUGUUGGCCGUCGCUUAUGAUAGCUGCCGGUGAAUGUGUGAUCCGGGGGCAGCAGAGAUCCACCGUAAUGACGACCGAAGAGACGACCGAGCAGCCCCCGGUAGACGACUGCCUGAAGGAACGGAAAUGGUGGUGCUUCCUGCUGUCGAGCAUCUUCACUUUCCUUGCCGGGCUGCUGAUCGUACUCCUCUGGCGUGCGUUCGCCUUCCUCUGCUGUCGCAAGGAACCCGAAUUCUCCCCAAAUGACCCGAAACAGAAAGAGCAAAAGACGAGCCGCCAGGGCAAGGAGUUCGAGGGGACUUUUAUGACCGAAGCCAAGGAUUGGGCCGGUGAACUGAUUUCUGGACAGACCACCACUGGACGUAUUUUGGUGGUCUUAGUUUUCAUUCUCAGUAUAGCAUCGCUUAUAAUAUACUUCAUUGACGCCUCCAGUGAAGAGGUGGAACGUUGCCAAAAGUGGAGCAACAACAUUACUCAGCAGAUAGACUUAGCUUUCAAUAUAUUUUUUAUGGUCUACUUUUUUAUACGCUUUAUCGCCGCCAGUGAUAAGCUGUGGUUCAUGCUGGAGAUGUAUUCGUUCGUGGACUACUUUACGAUACCACCGUCCUUCGUGUCGAUAUAUCUCGAUCGGACGUGGAUCGGACUGAGGUUCCUCCGAGCCCUACGACUGAUGACGGUCCCUGACAUUCUCCAGUACCUAAACAUUCUAAAGACAUCGAGCUCCAUUCGUCUCGCCCAACUUGUAUCGAUUUUCAUCUCCGUCUGGUUAACAGCUGCUGGCAUCAUUCAUUUG
Molecule: messenger RNA, 879 nt
Organism: Habropoda laboriosa
Lineage: Eukaryota; Metazoa; Arthropoda; Insecta; Hymenoptera; Apidae
Gene: slo
Product: calcium-activated potassium channel slowpoke
Exons: 4
Biological process (GO): transmembrane transport; monoatomic ion transport
Cellular component (GO): postsynaptic membrane
Molecular function (GO): large conductance calcium-activated potassium channel activity
Source: RefSeq, a predicted model, not a curated record